Messenger RNA from Camelina sativa (false flax), 843 nucleotides. Its product is annotated as photosystem I reaction center subunit II-2, chloroplastic. The record is from RefSeq and is a predicted model, not a curated record. Gene Ontology annotation, biological process: photosynthesis. Gene Ontology annotation, cellular component: photosystem I reaction center; photosystem I. NCBI's taxonomy places the organism in Eukaryota, Viridiplantae, Streptophyta, Magnoliopsida, Brassicales, Brassicaceae.
AUUUCAUCUUAAUUCAUUUACUUCACAAAGAAAGAUUUAGAGAGGGAAAAAACAAAAAAAGAGAGAUUAUGGCAACACAAGCCGCCGGAAUCUUCAGCCCCACCAUAACAACCACUGCUUCCGUCGUCAAGAAACUCCACCUCUUCUCUACAAGCCACCGUCCCAAGUCUCUCUCUUACACCAAAACCGCCAUCCGCGCCGAGAAAACAGAUUCCUCCUCUGCUGCCCCAGCCACUGCGGUGAAAGAAGAAGCUCCGGUUGGAUUCACACCCCCGCAGCUAGAUCCAAACACACCAUCACCAAUCUUCGCCGGAAGCACAGGAGGUCUCCUACGUAAAGCACAAGUAGAAGAAUUCUACGUCAUCACAUGGACCUCACCGAAAGAACAAAUCUUUGAGAUGCCAACAGGGGGAGCUGCGAUAAUGAGAGAAGGACCGAAUCUGUUGAAACUAGCGAGAAAAGAACAGUGUCUGGCUUUAGGUACGAGGUUGAGGUCAAAGUACAAGAUUAAGUACCAGUUUUACAGAGUGUUCCCUAACGGAGAGGUUCAGUAUCUUCACCCGAAAGAUGGAGUUUAUCCAGAGAAAGCGAAUCCAGGAAGAGAAGGUGUUGGACAAAACAUGAGAUCUAUCGGUAAAAAUGUUAGUCCCAUUGAGGUUAAAUUCACUGGGAAACAAUCUUAUGACUUGUAAGAUUUUUAUUCGCAUUUUUACACAAUGCUAGACUAAAAAGAAGUACCUAUCGAGUAUUCGAGUGAUACCAUAACAUCGUAGGUGAACUUCUCUAAUCAUUAAAGAUCCGUUACAGUUGGGACAAAUGGUCUAACCAUUUUCUUGCAACCAA